Molecule: messenger RNA, 1488 nt
Organism: Linnemannia hyalina
Lineage: Eukaryota; Fungi; Mortierellomycota; Mortierellomycetes; Mortierellales; Mortierellaceae
Source: the annotation of a GenBank genome assembly
AUGUCGAACGAGAACAAGUCCAAGCCCACGGUCCUGAUUGUCGGGGCCGGCCUUGGUGGCCUCUUACUUGGAGCCCUUCUUGAGAAAGCCAGCGUGCCUUACAAGAUCUUUGAGCGAACAUCUGUAGUCAAGCCCCUCGGGUCGGCUCUCUCGGUCGGACCAUUGGUCCUGCCAAUCCUCCAGCAGCUGGGCGUCUACGAGGAAUUUUUGUCGAUCAGCAAGUACAUGACCCACAUCGCCAUGCACAACGAAUCCCUAAAACCCUACAAGCCCACGGACUACAGUCUCGUUGAAGAGUUUACGGGAUACGGAUACUACAUCGUAACGCGCCCUCUACUGUACGACCUCAUCCUCCGUCAGGUCCCGCCCGAGAAGCUCCAUUUCGACAAGCGAGUCAACAUCAUCUCGGACCAGGGCGACAAAGUCAUUAUCCAGACAUCCGACAACGCCACCCAUGAAGGAGAUAUCCUGGUCGGCGCCGAUGGUGCCCAUAGUACCGUGAGGCGACAUUUGUAUGCGACCCUCAAGGCCAAGGGCGAAUUGCCCAAAUCGGAUCAAGAGGAUCUACCUUUUAGCUGCACAUGCCUAGUGGGUCAGACUACACACCUGGAUCCUGAAGAGUUCCCGGUCAUGAAGGAGUCUGUCUGCCAGUUUCAGAUCGUCCUUGGCAAAGACAAGCCCUACACUUGGAUUGUUUUCUCUACAGCUCAGAACACGCUCGCAUGGAUGGUCAUCAGGCAUUUGAGCCGUCAAACAAACAGGACGGAUAUGGGAUCACGUUUAAAGCGCAACGAGAGCGUGGAAUGGGGAUGCCAUGCCGCUCUGGAAAUGUGCGACGAUACUCGAAGUUUCCCUAUCCCCAUUGGCGACGGCAAGCUAACCCUUGGCACCCUGUACGAUCGCACCCCUAAGGAACUUAUAUCAAAGGUCAUGCUUGAGGAGAAGGUCUUCAAGACGUGGCAAUCUGGACGUAUUGUCCUACUAGGUGAUGCUUGUCACAAGUUGCACCCAUCCAGCGGUCAAGGAGCGGUGACGGCAAUGCACGACGCAAUCGCACUCGCAAACCUCAUGUACGCCAUCCCCUCAAACUCCUCCAAAGAUAUUACUCUAGCCCUGAGCGAGUAUCAAGCAGAGCGAUACCCCGCCGCUAUCGAAUCCUUCAAGAACAGUCAACAAGGAUCACGAGUCCUAGAAAAAGGUCCCACUGGGGCGUUGGCAUUGUAUAUCAGCACGCAUGCGCCGUUGUGGUUGUGGAAGAGCGUGUUGCAGAAGAUGCUUCGUUAUCGCCCGUUGAUUGGGUUCUUGGAUUCGAUUGAGCCCAAAGGGGCGGUUGCGCCCGUUAUUUCGCCUAGUACUGAGAAGGCUAGAAAGUUGUUUGAGAGACGUCGGAAGAGUCAAGAGAAACAAGAGACGAAGCAGGAGGUGGAGAAGGGGAAACAGCAGGAGGUGCAGCAGCAACGGGAGGCGACGCACGCUGUGGUUGCCUAA